Messenger RNA from Rhizophagus irregularis DAOM 181602=DAOM 197198, 981 nucleotides. The record is from RefSeq and is a predicted model, not a curated record. Lineage: Eukaryota; Fungi; Glomeromycota; Glomeromycetes; Glomerales; Glomeraceae.
AUGGCGUUCAUUAAAAUUAUCAAAAUCACACAAAACUGGAAAGUGAUUGGGUAUUUCAAGAACCUCAAAGAAAUGGAAGAAGCAGUGGAGGAUUCGUGUACACAAGGAGAUAUCAAUAGAGUUUGGCUUGUGAGAAACAAGAAGACGAUAUAUAAAGACGGUGAUGCAAAGACAAAGGCGACGACGAAAGCACAAGAGAAGAAGUUCAAAGAAAAGGUUACUGCUACGGAAAAUAGGAUGAGUUCUCCUAUACGGCUGGCAAAAAGCUUACAACAUCCAUCAAAAGCGGAACAGCCCUCAAGGACUAGUAAGACGCCAGACGAAAAUGAAGUUGUCGAGAUGAUCAAAAACUGGAGAGUAGGAGAAGAGAACACUCUAGAUCAAAAGGACACUUCAGAAAAUAAGGGGCAACAACUGAAGAAAGAUAACGUAGUGCCUGAAGAAGUGGUUGAAAUCAUAAAAGAUUACAGAACAACCAAUAAAAUCAAAUAUGUUCAGUAUCAAGAAUCAACCCACGAUGGAAGCUUGGUGGAUAAGCUGAAGGAAGUGAAGGAAAUCUUCAAUCAAACGUCCAAUAAAAUGGAAUGGGAAAAAAUUAAUGUUGAGGCCGUAGACGAAUUACGCAAGGAGCACGGGAUAAGGAAUUGGAACGAAGCAAAGAAUUGGGCCUUGGAAAAAAACAAUUUUUUCCGUUUAGGACAAAAGAUUAUAAAUGAAAAGAAGAUUGGCGAAAAAAGUCCAAUAUUAGAAUCGCUGAGUAAAUGGAGUGACAUAGAGGAUGAAGAGGAGAGGAAUAAGGCUUUCAAGGCAUUUUAUUUAGAAAAAAGGCAAAGAGAGCUGAUCCAAUCCCCUUCCGUGAAAGAAGACAAUGAAGAAAAUGAAGAAGCAGAAGAAGAAGAAGAAGAAUUAGAACCCGAGACAUCACCAUCAAAGAAGAACGGUGGAAAGAAAAAGAAGAAGAAGAAGAACAACAAGAAGUGA